AGGACCUCACGACCAUGUUUCAGCAAUACCCUUACCCGCCAAGAUAUUUCUUCGUAGUUUCUUUGUCUAGUUCUAGUAGUCUACAAUAUGUGCUGCAUUUGUUGUACAACCCAUGAUACCCUUCCCGGCAAGCAUGUAUUUCCUUUUUGUUUUCACUUCACUAGAUUUGUAUGGUGCCUUUACUUAGCAUGAUCUAACUCCACGACCUUUAGUCCAAUCCCAACGUCAACGUCGCUUGAUAAUCUAUCACGACCAUCAUGUCCAAAUCCGCCCCACCCCCGUACCUGCCCUCCUUAUGACAGUGCACAAGUUCCCCUUCCCCUCAUUUGUCAUGCAAAACACCCAAUCCACCCUUUGUUUCGUGGCACUGUUUGCAUGACAAGUUCUGGUAGCCCCAAUAGCACUAUACUCCAGUGCAAAUUUGUCGUGCAAAACCGGCAUUCUUGCUGAUGCUUGUAUUGCCGUUCAGGCUAUACAAAUGAGGGGGAGGGGGAGUUGUGCACCGUUAUACUCCUACCUGACCGGCGUGAAGAACAUCGCCGAGUAUGGGGGGAUAUCAAAUGCAAAUAUGUCUGGGUCUGCGAGAUUGCAAGAUUUGUCAUGCAUAUGUUGCGUGAUCCAUGAUGCCUGUGAUGCAUGGUCUAGCAUCACUCACAGAUAGAGCGCUUCCUCAUUCCUCUUCCGCAUGACAAACGCCUUCUCCGCGGAGCACAAAGCCUACUCCUCAUGCUGGUCAUGCAAUGCAGAUCUUUUUGGAAUCCAAAGACAGCAUCACAAGUUGCAACCUUCCAGACCCAGACGUAUUUGCAACGCAUAGGGGACCGGGUGGGAGCAGGGCUCCAUCGAUUUCGAUACGCUGAAGGACAAAGCGAUCCCCUCCGACAAAAAAUUUCUCAAAUUGUUCGGGAUGAAGCUGGACUGGACGGCUUUCCCGAAGGUUUACGUCGCGGUAUGCAAUACAAAUUUCCCGUACAUGUACAACAUGCAUCACAAACUCCACCAAAUUGGAGCGUAAAACUUGUCAUGCUAGACUAGGAUCGAAGCCCAGUUUUGUCAUGCAGAGACCGCAUUUGUACGUGUACGGGAAAUUUACUGUGGAUACGCGGAGGCUCGAGACACCAACGACGACGGGCAGCCGUCACGAUAUCAAAUGCAAAAAUGUCUGGGUCUGGAAGAUUCUGAGAUUUGUCAUGCAGUUUUUCCAAGCUCCGCCAAGUCUCGAAUGCAGGGCUUAGCAUCACAGGUUCUGCAGCCCCUUGGUGAUGCCUAUUCUGCAUGAGAAAUGCCCCUUCGGCAUGGCUAGAAAUGGGGACCUUUUGCAAGUCAUGCACCACAGAUUUUUGUAUGAUCCGCACCACGCAUCACAAGUUCGCAUCCUUCCAGACCCAGACAUAUUUGCAUUUGAUACACGAACGGCCAAGGCCAAAGUGGUGGUCGGGGACAUGAUUCUCUCCAUCUGUGGGGAAAGGAUCACCCAGGUCGCCAGUUGGGAAGCCCCCUCAGAAGACUCGCCGAAUGACGCCGUGAUCGCGAAAAUUGGCCGACGGGUGAUGAAGAAGGAAAAGGUAAUCGCGAGUUUUUUCUUCCUCCGGGCGAAGUACGCGAAUUUCUACGUGCAGCUAAAAUCCGACGUGCCCGAGCUGGAUAUGAGCGUUUCCGGGAAGAAAAUCCUGGAUGUAAAACCCAACGGCUGGGCGGACAGAAGAGGGCUGCAAAAGGGGGACAGCAUUGUGCUUUUGAACGACAUUCUGGCAGAGAAGGAGCCGGAGAAAAUAGAAGAAUUGUGUAAGAAACCGAAAGCCAACCAGCAUUACUUGGUCAGACGCGCGAAGGAGUUCGACCAACUGACGUUUUCCCGGAUGACGGAUGUGAAGCGCGAUUUGCCGGAGAAAUGGAGAAGGAAAGUGGACGACUCGAAAUCACCAGCGUCCGACCACGCAAAAAUCCCGGACCAACCCGCUGGGGGUAGUAAUAAAUCACCUACUCCAUCUCCCGGUCGCAACGACCGCCCGUCCAGUGCGCGGAGCGGAGCCGAUCGUCCGUCCAGUGCCCGGGGCAAGCCGGAGGAAGGUGGAAGUGGUGCGCCCGGUGGAAACAAGGCAUCUGGCAGUGGUUCAGGCAGUUCUAGUAUCCCGUUCCAAAUUCCCUACCUCGCUUCCGCGAAGGAUGUCAAGGAAUUAGGGUUGACUGGUUGGGAGCAACGAUCCCUGGAUGCGCAAAUUUUGAACAGCUCGACGCUGAACUCACGGGAAAAGCUGCACCGGUUGUUUGGGUUUCAGCUCGACUGGACGGCGUUUCCUUUUGUGCGGGUGAUCAACGUGGACAGUUCCACGGAAAACCGGUCGACGGCCGCGGGCGUGCAGAUGAACGACAUUUUGGUGCAGAUUUACAAGGAUAGGAUCACCGCAGUGCAGCAGUGGGAGACGUUCUCGAAGGAAUCCCCCGACGACGCGAUCAUCAAGAAAAUCCAAGACACGAUGGCCAAGCGGCAAUCGGGAGAGCCCUCGGCCAGGUUUGUCUUCUUCCGGGAGAGGUACGAAAGACAGUACGCACAGUUGGAGUACAACACGUCGAAGCAACUAGGCUUGCAGCUUUCCGGUUCCUCCGGGAAUCUGGAAAUCAAGUCCGUCACGCAGGGCAGCUGGGGCUCGGAUUGCUUUCUCGGGGUAGGGGAUAGGAUUGUGGCGAUCAAAGACGUGUUAGUCACGGCCGAAAACGCGGACAAAUUGGGCCAGAAAAUCAUGAACAACGAGGUCAGCAAGCCGAUUUACUUUUUGGUCCGAAGAACCCCGAGCAUGCCGGAGAUGGUGCGGUCGUGCGCGAACUCCGUCGCGAGCAGGUUGUCGCGGAGAUUGCCGUCGAAAUGGGCGGCUAGUGUCGCGGGGUCGAAGAUGCGGCUAACGACGGUUGGGCAGACGGCGCAGAUGAUGCAACCGGGAAUGAUGAAUCUACAGGCUGUAUUCUGAGUAAAAACGUCCCCACCCCAGAGUUGUCAUGCAAAUCUGUAUGCCAGAAAAGUUUCUCAUGCGGAGCCCCAUCUGAGACAUGCUCUCUUCGUGUUUUGAAAUUUGUGAUGGUAGAAUCAGCAUGAUAUGCUAGAUCUGUGAUGCAGCUUCCGAACUAGCUAAACAGGAUUACACUACGAGGGUAGAGGACUUGUCAUGCGAAACAGCCAAAGCUGGUUGAUUUGUCUAGCAAAUUUCCCACCUUGAAUCUGGUGUGGGGACAUUUUUCCUCAGGAUAGGCUGGACAAGCACCGCAGCUGCCCUUGAGCGCGGACGCGCGAGCCGUGCCGGGUCUGGGGAAGCUGUCUAAUCAGGCCUACGGGUUUCUGGACAGCUACCAGAACAACCCGGCGAUCCAGCAGUCCAUUAUCGACAACAGGAUGGACCCGCACGACUUGUCCGCGCUGGAAAUUUUGGGGAAGUUGAACAGGGUGCUGUUCGACGAGCACUUCGCGAAAACGGACACGGUGUCCGCUUUCAAGCCGCUCGUCACCGCUUUAGAAGUGAUCCGGCGCCACGAGGCGCGCGACCAGGCGAAGGACCGGAACUUCCGGGGGCUGGACAAGUUGCUACGGGAAGCGAGGGAAAGUCUCUCCGUUUCUCUAGGCGCCCGCGGUGCCAUGGAGCAGUUGCAACGGACGCACCCGAGUUCGUUGCAACAGAAAGCGACGAUAUCGUUUGUAAAAACGUCCCCACGACCCCAUAGUCAAGUUGGGAAUCUAGCAACACAAAUCUCCAAGCUUUGGGAGCUGUGCAUGACAAGUUCUUCCCCUCUGCAGCGUAGUGCUGAUUAGCAAGAGAAGGCGCAUAAGAAAGCCACUUUCGCAUCCUGUUUGCAGCAUGACAGAUUCCAAAGCACGACGAUUGGAAAUUCCUCUCAUGGAGCUGCGCGAUACAAAUGUCCCUGUCAUUGCACAUUUGCAUGACAACUCUGGUGUGGGGACGUUUUUACUCAGGAUAGACGAGCCGGUCGAUCGAGAGACAGGCGGCGAUCACGAGCAUGGUGAAACAGGGCAUCGAGGACGCGAGCGCAAUUGUAGCGGCGAAAGAAACCGAUAAGUGGGACAAGUACAACUCGAAAUUAGACGCGGAAUUGGCGCGAAGGAGACAAUUAAGAACAACCGGGCAGACCGGGAACGUUGGGUUGAAUAGCGGGAUGUCUCCGAUGACGUCAUCAUCUCCCAGUGGAGGGCCGAAGAAGAUCGGCGGAGCCCCGAGUCCAAGAGGAGGAGGAAAGAGUGCUGUGGCCUACUACAACGACUUUGAUAUCCUGUCUGGGGCGGACAGUGCGAGCAGUGUGGUGCUAACUUCGAAAGAUAACAACACGAAGAUGAUUUUACCCGAAGAUGAAAAUUUUACCGCAGGAGGAGCCCCCGAACAAGUUCUUGUUCAAGUUGGUGAAAAUAAACCUCUCUCCCCCGCCGCCUCCGUCCUCUCUCCAAUAGCGUCCGCGAAAGCGUCCAAGCUGACGAACGACUUGAAUGAGACGAUUGAAAGAGGGAAGGUGGAAACCGGGAAACUGCUGGAGAAGAUCCAGAUUGCGCAGAAGGAUAAGGAGCUUCUGGAAGAAAAGCGGGCUGUCAGUCGGAAGUUGGAAGAGGAAAUUUUGAAGCAGAGAUUGGAACUCCAGGAGCUCAUGGUGACGACAAAUGUGCAAGAAAGCCGACAUCAUCUUCAUCUCUUGGCUGCACAUAAUCAGGAUGCUCUCGAUGAUGAUCUAGAAAAACCGCAUGACAUCAAAGUAGACAGGACCUUCGAAUCCCGGCAGGAUGAGAUUGACAGGGAGAUCCAGAAGGAGAUUGUUUUCAAGCGGGGUUUGGAAGAGGAGUUAGAGGAGCGGGAAAGAUUUCUCCGCGAACAGGAAGAGCUAGCGGAGGAGAGUUAUCAAGUGCAAAUAUGUCUGGGGCUGGAAAAAUGCAUGUUUGUCAUGCUUGUCUGGCAUGACUCUGAAAUCUCUCAUGCACAUGACCCAAGAGCUCCAAUAUUUUGUCAGGCAGAGACACAGUUUGUCGUGCAGAAUACGCAACACCUAGAAGCAGCUCAGAAACUUGCCAUGUUGAGCCAGGACUUGUGGCCUCCUCAUGAUACGCCACCCAGCAUCAGAAGUUUUUAGACCCAGAAAUAUUUGCACUUGAUAAGAGUUACCAGAACACGAAAUCUGUCAGCGAUCACGAUAAGGAGAAACUUUUGCUCCAACAGGAGAUCGAGGACCAGAAGCAAUUCUUCGAGGAGAAGUUGACGAAAGUUGAACAGAAGUUAAAACUCGAGCGGAAAAAAGCGGCCCAGGCGGAGAAGAUGAAAAAGAAAAUCGCGAUGAAAGUGGAAAAAGAGUUUGGACAUAAUGGGGAAAACAAGCGAAGAAGCAAGUAUGGUCGUGGCGGCAAGAACUCGUCAAAAGGCUCAGGAAAGGAGUCGUUGGCGAUGGUGAAAUUGCUGGAAAUGACGUACGACAAGCUGUAUAAAAGGAUGCAAAGCAAGUCUGGCGGCGCGGGUGCUGACAAUCUUCAAACCUCGAGCGCCGGUAUUAAAGAGAAGAAGUUGCUGGGUAGUAGCAGUAGCAAAAAGAGGUUGGUGUUGGGCGUGAACAAUAGUGGCGAUAAUCCAAACAAGUAUAACGAUAGACGCCGACGGGGUUUAGACCACUACGCCGAGGAUGAGCUAGACAGCGCACAGGUUCAGGUGGAAGUGAACCCGUUUCUUGAUGGGGGCAGAUAG
Amoebophrya sp. A120 is the source of this 5720-nucleotide messenger RNA. Lineage: Eukaryota; Dinophyceae; Syndiniales; Amoebophryaceae. The record is from the annotation of a GenBank genome assembly.